AUGCGCCAACACGAAUAUCAACGACUCGCCACAGAGGCUUCUUUGCGCAACGACGAACUCCCUUUGAAUCCACCCGACUAUAUUGAAUCUAACGACGGGCAGGGGUAUGACAGUGAUCAGUAUGGCUUCCCACACGAAUCCUCAUCUUCAUCAGUACCAAUAGAACAAUUUGAGAUCGAGGAUGCGCCGCUAGACGAGCCUAGUGGUUUAUUCAACCGAGCUCAAGCAUUUUCUAAAAAGUUUGCCAACAACGUCAACACUCGCCUAAUACAUCCUGUUAGUAGGAUGAUCGAUCCGAUAUAUGAGGGAUACAAAUUUUUGCACAUGCAGUACGAAAGACUGAUUUUGAAGGUGGGAAAUCCAUUGGUGGUAAAGAGGCUCUUGUAUGUUUUUAUUAUGAUGCUUCUAAUAUUUGGGGUGUCGAAGUACACUGCAAGCAAUUCAAUCACGGGAGCCAAUGUUGGUGCGUUUGCCAGAGGAAAGUUUUACGACAUUGAUAAGCUAGCUGAUUCUGCCCGUCAAUUUAUUGAUCCAAAGUCAAUGAAGGAAAACUUAGAAUAUUUUUCUUCUAUGCCCCAUAUUACGGGGUCAAAGGGUGACUUGGCAUUUGCCAGGUAUAUUGAAAAGUAUAUGAAAAACAACGGACUACAUAACGUCUAUCUAAACGAGUUUCAAUCAUUUACAAACUAUCCCAGCAGCAAAGACACGUUUCUCAAAUUAGUUGAUGGGUCGUUUGAAGCAAAAUUAAACGAAAAGCAUAGCAAGGAUAUGCAACAUCUCGCGUAUAACCCCAAUGCAUUAAACACGCUUGAUGUUGUUAAAGGAGAAUACCUUUAUGUGAAUUACGGCCGGUCCGAAGAUUUUCAAAAAUUGCAAGAUAAUGGAAUAGACACAAACGGCAAAAUCUUGUUGGUGAAAUAUGGCGGAAAUGUGCCCGAAGGAAAUAAAGUCCUUAUGGCCGAGAAACAUGGUGCCAAAGCAGUCGUCUUUAUCACCGCCAAGUUUCAAUUGGCCGAUAACACGGAGGUGGAUGAUGUUAUACAAAGAGAGAAUGUGGGUUUGACUAGAAUGUCUCCUGGUGACAUUCUCACACCGGGCUGGUCGUCGGAGGGUGGUUUUGUUACGCGACUUUCUUGGGACAAGUCUGAAACAACGCCCAGGGUACCUACAAUUCCAAUUUCAUGGCGAGAUGGUGAAACUUUGAUUAAGAAGUUGAAAAAUGGUUACUCAUUUGACGAUUUUGCUAGUGGGGAUGGCUCAUCGCCUGCUUUGCAAUUGAAAAUAUCCAACACUAACCGACCUGUUCAUCCUUUUUGGAAUGUUGUUGGGUCUAUCGAAGGCAGGGAACAAGCUGAAAAGGGAAUUAUAGUUGGUUCUGUACGUGAUUCUGCCUGCUAUGGAACAAUGGGCAGCAACACGGGAACAGUAGGGUUUCUUGAACUUGUUAAAAUGCUCACCUCGUUGCAGAGAAAGUACCAAUGGGUUCCUUCAAGAUCCAUAUACUUUGUUUCAUUUGAUGCUACCGAAUACAAUUUGGCAGGAGCUACAGAAUGGAUCGAAAACAGAAAGGAAGCGUUGAGGAAGGAAGGAUAUUUGUACAUUGACAUGAGUGAUUUGGUCAGUGGUGAUGAACUUCAAAUCAAAGCCCAUCCAUUCUUGAAAGAUACAUUGAAUCAAGCAUUAUCCAAAGUGAGACUUGAUGAAAGUGGCAAGUCUUUGAUGCAACUUUUCUCGGACCAAAAGAAAUCAAUUGGAAACGAUUUCAUGGAGGAAAAAAAUUAUGUUCCUUUUAUUAAUUUGGUCAAUAUACCCGCAAUGGAGGUGAAAUACAAAGGUAAGAAUUACCCAUCCACUUCGUGUUAUGAUACGUUUGAAAAUUUUGAGAGUUGGGACAUUGAUAGAUCCAUGGCAAAACAUGUGCAAUUGGUUGAGCUUUUGUCUCGCGUGAUUAUUGAUUUCGCAGAAGCCCCAUUCAUCCCUUAUAAUUUCAUUGAUUUAUCCAAUCUGUUACCAGGCUACAUUCAAGAUUUGGAACGAUUUGCUGAUUCAAUAACGAAAAACAUGAAUGUGAAACCAAUUUUGCAUUACAACGGUUUGAAGCUGGCGGUGGAUAUAUUGAAAAGAGUUAGUAUCAAGUACUCAACCUGGCACAACGAUUGGAAAACGAUGAUUACAGCUACGGGUGGUGCAGAACCACCUAUGUUGGCAAUGGAAAGAUGGGCAUGGAAUGACAAUAUGCUCAGGUUCAAUGAAGAGUUUAUAGGACGUGAUGCUCAACCAAAGCGAUCGGGCUAUGUCAAUGCAUUAUUUGGUGUUCCUUUCCUGGCACCCGAAAGUGGAGAUGAUUUCGAGUGGAAUACGUUUCCAAAUAUCCGUUCGGAGAUUAUGGAUCAUAAUUUUGAUCAAGCUCAAGAUCAAAUCGAUCGAUUAGCUCGAAUGAUUGAACAAGCUGCUGAAGCUUUUAUAAAUUUAGGAUAA
Messenger RNA from Lodderomyces margitis, 2478 nucleotides. RefSeq names its product putative zinc metalloprotease. The coding region runs from base 1 to 2478 and encodes 825 amino acids. The transcript has a single exon. Lineage: Eukaryota; Fungi; Ascomycota; Pichiomycetes; Serinales; Debaryomycetaceae. The record is from RefSeq and is a predicted model, not a curated record. Gene Ontology annotation, molecular function: carboxypeptidase activity.